Messenger RNA from Suricata suricatta (meerkat), 3877 nucleotides. RefSeq names its product kelch like family member 20 (gene KLHL20). The coding region runs from base 573 to 2402 and encodes 609 amino acids. The transcript is spliced from 12 exons. The record is from RefSeq and is a predicted model, not a curated record. Lineage: Eukaryota; Metazoa; Chordata; Mammalia; Carnivora; Herpestidae. Gene Ontology annotation, molecular function: protein binding.
ACAUUGGACGGCGCCCAGAACUUGCUUUGCAAAUCUGGUGCGAAGUUGCUGAGCCGCCUGGUGGGGUAGGGGGCCGUGCUUCGCCCCGCCGCCUGUCAGUCGGCGCUGAAACGGGGCUUUUGGGGCGCUGGGGUGGGCCUUGCGGGUCACCAGACUGCGCUCGAGCUGGCUGCCACCCCUACCCGGGAGCCCUGGGAGAUGCUGGGGUUCUUACCCUGCAGUUUCCCCGGACAAGAGCUGGAAUUCGGGGGCAAGAAAGUGGGUACUGUGCGUCCCAUUUAACACUCGGGACCUGCCGAGAUCUUGCCAAGUGGGUGGUGGACAUUGUCUCGGGCACGAAGGGAAGGGCUUGUAAGGAGAGUGUUAGACUGGAACCAGAGCUUCUCUGCCGGGUUAGUGCUGCCCGGCUGUCAGAAACGGAGUCAUUUGUUCCUGUCACUUCGGGACCAGUUAAAGCUUCAGAUCCGUUGUUAAACCCGCGUGUUCCCUAUCCAGUCUAUCCUGUUAGUACUUCUGUGCGUGUACUUGAUGGUUCGGCUUUAGAGUGUGGUGAAGGGUACUUUUCAUGGUGCAUGGAAGGAAAGCCAAUGCGCAGGUGUACCAACAUUCGACCAGGAGAGACUGGAAUGGAUGUGACAAGCCGCUGCACCCUUGGAGACCCCAAUAAACUGCCAGAAGGGGUUCCCCAACCUGCUCGCAUGCCCUAUAUUUCAGACAAGCACCCUCGACAAACCUUGGAAGUGAUAAACCUUCUGAGAAAGCAUCGGGAGCUAUGUGAUGUGGUGCUAGUUGUGGGCGCUAAGAAGAUAUAUGCCCAUCGAGUCAUUUUGUCAGCCUGUAGUCCCUACUUCCGAGCUAUGUUUACAGGGGAAUUGGCAGAGAGCCGUCAGACAGAAGUAGUGAUCCGAGACAUAGAUGAGAGGGCUAUGGAACUACUGAUUGACUUUGCAUACACCUCCCAGAUAACUGUGGAGGAGGGCAAUGUUCAGACCCUUCUGCCAGCGGCCUGUCUCCUCCAGCUGGCAGAAAUCCAGGAAGCCUGCUGUGAAUUCUUAAAAAGACAGUUAGAUCCUUCUAAUUGCCUGGGCAUUCGGGCUUUUGCUGACACACAUUCAUGUCGUGAGUUGCUAAGGAUAGCAGACAAGUUCACUCAACAUAACUUUCAAGAGGUGAUGGAAAGUGAAGAGUUCAUGUUGCUUCCCGCCAAUCAGCUCAUUGAUAUAAUAUCUAGUGACGAACUAAACGUUCGCAGUGAAGAACAGGUGUUCAAUGCAGUGAUGGCCUGGGUCAAAUACAGUAUUCAAGAAAGACGUCCACAGUUACCCCAGGUGCUGCAGCAUGUCCGUCUGCCUUUGCUUAGCCCCAAGUUCCUGGUGGGCACUGUAGGCUCUGAUCCCCUCAUCAAAAGUGAUGAAGAAUGCAGAGACUUGGUAGAUGAAGCUAAAAACUAUCUCCUCUUGCCUCAAGAACGACCACUAAUGCAAGGACCAAGAACAAGACCACGGAAACCUAUCCGAUGUGGAGAAGUGCUCUUUGCAGUUGGUGGCUGGUGUAGUGGAGAUGCCAUUUCUAGUGUUGAACGAUAUGAUCCACAGACCAAUGAAUGGAGAAUGGUAGCUUCGAUGAGCAAACGGCGAUGUGGAGUUGGGGUCAGUGUUCUUGAUGACCUGCUAUAUGCAGUAGGAGGCCAUGAUGGAUCCUCUUAUCUCAACAGUGUUGAAAGGUAUGACCCCAAGACAAACCAGUGGAGCAGCGAUGUGGCUCCCACGAGCACGUGCAGGACGAGCGUAGGUGUGGCGGUGCUCGGAGGCUUUCUCUACGCCGUGGGGGGCCAGGACGGAGUGUCCUGCCUCAACAUUGUUGAGAGGUAUGAUCCAAAGGAAAACAAAUGGACUCGAGUGGCUUCUAUGAGCACCAGAAGACUAGGCGUGGCCGUGGCUGUGUUAGGAGGGUUCUUAUAUGCCGUAGGUGGCUCUGAUGGGACGUCUCCACUCAACACAGUGGAGCGCUACAAUCCUCAGGAAAACAGAUGGCACACCAUAGCUCCUAUGGGGACCCGGAGGAAACACCUAGGCUGUGCCGUGUAUCAGGACAUGAUCUAUGCCGUCGGGGGUAGAGACGAUACUACGGAGCUUAGCAGCGCUGAGAGAUACAACCCCAGAACUAACCAGUGGUCUCCGGUGGUGGCUAUGACAUCCCGCCGUAGUGGAGUCGGCCUGGCAGUGGUGAAUGGGCAGCUCAUGGCUGUGGGAGGCUUCGACGGCACGACGUACUUGAAGACCAUUGAAGUUUUUGAUCCUGAUGCCAAUACAUGGAGGUUAUAUGGCGGGAUGAAUUACCGUCGGCUGGGGGGUGGUGUAGGAGUUAUUAAAAUGACACAUUGUGAAUCCCAUAUAUGGUGAACAUCUAGAAGACAGUCGUAUAUGCUCCUCUGUGUUCUGAAGAGCUUUGACUUUGGAGCUUUGUACAGCUCGAGAAAACAUUAGAACAACUUUUAUUCUUUGCCGGUGCCUCAACAUUUGGAAAUACAAAUACAGUGAAAGUACUUCAACUGCAAGAUGCCACCUUUGCACAAAAAUUUUCAAUUCUGUGCAGAAUAUUUAUUCUUGGUUUUAAUUUAUCAUGGGUUUUUUGUUGUUGUUGAGUUUUGUUGUUGUUUCGUUCUGUUUUGCUUCAGAUUUAACCUUCCUCCCACUAAAAAAAGGAAAAAAAGGAUAGGAAAAACAGGUAAAAAAACUCCAAGCAGUAAAAGUUUAUUUUUAAGUUUGAAAAUACGAAUAAGGGGAGAAGGGCUGUACACGAUCUAGUUGUUAUUGCUAGGCACUCCAUCCACACAGCCCCACUAGGACCACCGGUGACAGAGACAGGCUGCGAAAUGUAUGAUUAGCCGUCAUUCUUGCACUAAGCACCAGAAGACUUGAAAACCUAGCAAAUAAGCAAACAAAAAGGAAACACUCAUUUUAAAUAGUACAACUCAAAAGGAAUAUUAACUAGAUUAAAACCAGGACUCAGACACUAAAGUUUUCAUCAGUGGAAGUUUGCAUCUUGUUUCCUUCCAUAUGAACUUGUUUUCCACUGUAUUUAGUCUUUUUUCAAAAUAGUAUUUUCAUAGAAGUUCUGCUAGCUCCAGAGCUCUGCUCAGUGCCUCUGUAAAAACACUAUACAGUUCUUAUAUGCUGUCUUGAGACUCCUCCGAUAGAAUCAUGUGCUACUCUGCAAGAGUUUUUGCUCAAAAAUAUUACUGACUGAAACAACUUUCCUCGUUUCCUUAUUGCUACUAAGGACCAGCAGGGAGAAAUGGCCUCCCCCAGCAGUGAAUACGGUUAUGCAACUUACACUUGACGCUCAGGCCUGCUGAAGCCGAGGCUGACCUAUAAUCACAGCCUCGAAGGGAAUGAAUUCUUCAGUUUGUGUAAUAGUACAUGCUAAUGAGUAAAAUCGAGGCAUUUUAUUAAUAAAACCUUGGUUCAUUUAUACAAACUAUAUAUCAUUAUCUUCAUUCUAUAAAGCCACUGUUACUACUUCUCUCGAAUUGCACUUUCUGGUGAAGUUAAAAUUUGUGAGGUAAAAAAGAUACAAAUUCCAGUGGUCAAAGUUUUAUCAUUGUGUUCCUAGAGCAGUUUUUUUCAAUGUAUUUUGCAGGAAAAUCGUUGAAUAAGACUUUCACCACAACCAAAAGGAAUAACCUUCUCUCUCCCCCCAAUACAAAAAGGUUUGGCAACUUUGUGUUUACAUUUAAAGAUCAUUUGCACCUUUACAAGGAAAAGAAAUAAGUAUUUGGUAAACAGUUGUUUACAUGUAUCAUUUAUGCUUUUUUCUAGCAUGUAUAACUUUUUUAAAUAAAGGUAGUAUUUACCAUAAAACAACUUUUGGUUAA